Cynara cardunculus var. scolymus (artichoke) is the source of this 1611-nucleotide messenger RNA. RefSeq names its product sphingosine kinase 1-like. Gene Ontology annotation, molecular function: kinase activity. The record is from RefSeq and is a predicted model, not a curated record. NCBI's taxonomy places the organism in Eukaryota, Viridiplantae, Streptophyta, Magnoliopsida, Asterales, Asteraceae. Gene Ontology annotation, cellular component: cytoplasm; membrane; intracellular membrane-bounded organelle. Bases 85 to 1518 code for a protein of 477 amino acids. The transcript is spliced from 10 exons. Gene Ontology annotation, biological process: sphingosine biosynthetic process.
AUGAGUUCGGGUUAUGUUCGUAUCCUCCGCCCCACACGCUACAUAUCCUGCUUUCACGAACCUGCCGCUCCGGAAGCAUAACCGAUGGAUCAACAACAUAUACUCUGCGAUGAAGUUCUAGUAAACGGCGGCAAAACAGGACUGACUUUGUCAACCGACGGCAUACUCCGGUGGUAUGAUCACGGCAACGUCCUUCAGUGCCUGUCCGUCGAGAAAGAAGUUCUCGGAGUAUCAAUGGUCGGACAACAGAUCGAAAUCAGGUCAUUUGUUGAGAUUGACAGUGGCGGAUUUUGCUUUGGUUGUAGCAGAAGGAGUUUGGUAAGGAAGAGCUUCAAUUUCGAGCCAUUGUCGGAGGAUUCUCUAAGGAAUUUGUGCGAGAAGAUUCAAGGCUACAUUGACUCUUUAGGCCGGCCAAAGAAGCUGUUUAUAUUUGUUAACCCGUUUGGAGGGAGGAAAUCCGCUUUCAAGGUUUUUACUGAUGAUGUGAAACCUAUACUCGAGGAUGCUAAUAUCGAAUAUAAAUUACAAGAAACUAAAUAUCAGCUUCAUGCGAAAGAAGUUUCUCAUACAUUGGAUCUUACAAAGUACGAUGGCAUUAUUUGUGUAAGCGGAGACGGCAUAUUGGUUGAGGUUGUCAAUGGUUUGCUUGAAAGAGAAGACUGGCAAGCAGCACUGAAGAUGGCUAUUGGAGUUAUACCUGCAGGUACUGGAAAUGGCAUGAUAAAAUCUCUUCUAGAUUCGGUUGGUCAGCCAUGUACAGCUGCUUAUGCUAUGCUUGCUGCAAUUCGAGGUCAUAAACGCUCUCUAGAUGUAGCCACAAUUUGGCAAGGGGAUACUAGAUUUUAUAGUGUCUUGAUGCUUGCAUGGGGGCUGAUAGCAGAUAUAGAUAUCGAGUCUGAGCAGUAUCGGUGGAUGGGAAGUGCUCGAAUGGAUUUCUAUGGUCUUCAACGAAUUCUAAGACUGCGGAGAUAUAAUGGAUGUAUUUCUUUUGUGCCUGCUCCUGGCUUUGAAGAUGUAGGAGAGCCAAGCAGUUUAGGUGUUGAAUCUAUGGAACCUCUUAAGGCUCGGCAGCAUGGUUAUGAGGGCCCUAAUGUUGAAUUGGGGAGUUUAAGUUGGAGAAAGCUUAAUGGUCCAUUUGUUUCUAUUUGGCUUCAUAAUGUUCCUUGGGGUGCUGAAAACACCAUGGCUGCGCCCAAUGCCAAGUUUGAUGAUGGUUAUUUGGACUUGAUCGUAAUGCGGGAGUGCCCAAAGAUGGCAUUGAUAUCCUUGAUGUCGGGAUUGAGCAAUGGGCAUUAUGUGAGAUCACCGCACGUCUUGUACAUUAAGGUGAAGGCCGUUAUCUUGGAGCCUGGUUCAAGGACGAUAGACUCAACCAAAGAAGGGAUCAUAGAUUCAGACGGGGAAGUCUUGGCAAGAGGUAACGGAACGUAUAGGUGUCACUUAAAGUCGUUGAUGGUCUACGGCAAGAUGCAAAUCGUCGUAGAUCGAGGUUUGGCUACUUUGUUUACCCCUAUUUAAAUUUGUAUUAUUUGAUUUCUCUAAUCUUGUUUCUAGCAUCUCCCAUGAUUAUUUUUUUUAGAACACAAAUAAUGACAAUUCAAGUUUUCUCAA